This is a messenger RNA of Tripterygium wilfordii, 2480 nucleotides long. RefSeq names its product probable E3 ubiquitin-protein ligase ARI8. Gene Ontology annotation, molecular function: zinc ion binding; ubiquitin conjugating enzyme binding; ubiquitin protein ligase activity. Gene Ontology annotation, biological process: protein polyubiquitination; ubiquitin-dependent protein catabolic process; positive regulation of proteasomal ubiquitin-dependent protein catabolic process. The transcript is spliced from 15 exons. Gene Ontology annotation, cellular component: ubiquitin ligase complex; cytoplasm. Bases 163 to 1935 code for a protein of 590 amino acids. NCBI's taxonomy places the organism in Eukaryota, Viridiplantae, Streptophyta, Magnoliopsida, Celastrales, Celastraceae. The record is from RefSeq and is a predicted model, not a curated record.
AUAAUCAAUUAUUCUCUCUCCCUCCUUCUCCUUAAGAGGAGAAAAAGCAUUUCUUCUCUCCUAAAAAGCUCCUUGGUAUCCGUCCCCAUUUCACGGCUCCUCUUUUCUCAUCUCCGCCCUCUCUAAUUCCAAAUCAAUUUACCCUUGUCGGGAGCUGUCGAUAUGGAAUCGGACGAUGAAUUUUACAGGAUGCAGGACGCGGCGGCCGAUUCAGCUGAAGACGAUUUCUAUAGUGGCGGCGAUGACGCCCUUGACAGUGAUGAUGCUGAUGUUGCCGACUACGACUUCGACAACGAUUCUGAUGACUCCGAUGAUAUCCUUUCCCAUCGCAACCAGCAAAACUACACCAUUUUGAGUGAAACGGAUAUCUGUCAACGUCAAGAAGAAGAUAUACAGAGGAUAUCUACCGUACUUUCCAUUCCCAAGGUUUCGGCGAGCAUCCUGCUUCGCUUCUACUGUUGGAGUGUCAGUAAAGUGCAUGAUGAAUGGUUUGCUGAUGAAGAAAAAGUUCGCAAGGCUGUUGGCUUAAUGGAAAAGCCAGUGGUUUGGUUUCCAGAUGGCAGAGAAAUGACUUGUGGAAUUUGUUUUGAGAGUUAUCCUCGUGAGCAGCUGCAUGCUGCUGCAUGCGGUCAUCCUUUCUGUCAUUCAUGUUGGACAGGUUAUAUUAGCACUGCUAUUAACGAUGGUCCAGGAUGUUUGACGUUGCGAUGUCCUGAUCCAUGCUGUGGUGCUGCUAUUGGUCAAGAUAUGAUUAGUUUCUUAGCUUCUGGCGAAGACAAGGGGAAGUAUUCUCGCUACUUCAUUAGGUCUUACAUUGAGGACAAUAGAAAGACCAAGUGGUGUCCUGCUCCAGGCUGUGAUUAUGCUGUGGAUUUUGUUCUUGGCAGCGGAACCUAUGAUGUUACUUGUGGCUGCUCAUAUAGCUUUUGCUGGAAUUGUACGGAGGAAGCCCAUCGUCCUGUGGAUUGCAGCACUGUCUCCAAGUGGAUACUGAAGAAUAGUGCCGAGUCUGAGAAUAUGAACUGGAUAUUGGCUAAUUCCAAGCCUUGUCCUAAAUGUAAGCGGCCAAUCGAGAAAAACCAAGGCUGUAUGCAUAUUACAUGCACACCACCCUGUAAAUUUGAAUUUUGCUGGCUUUGCCUUGGUGCAUGGUCGGAUCAUGGUGAGAGGACUGGCGGUUUUUAUGCAUGUAAUCGUUAUGAGACAGCAAAGCAAGAGGGAGUGUAUGAUGAUGCUGAGAAGCGAAGAGAGAUGGCAAAAAAUUCCCUAGAGAGAUAUACUCAUUACUAUGAACGAUGGGCGACCAACCAAUCAUCUCGACAAAAAGCAUUGGCAGAUCUACAACAAAUGCAAAUUGUGCAUCUUGAGAAGCUGAGUGACAUACAGUGCCAACCUGAAUCACAGCUAAAGUUCAUAACAGAGGCCUGGCUUCAGAUAGUUGAAUGCAGGCGAGUUCUUAAGUGGACAUAUGCCUAUGGAUAUUACUUACCAGAGUACGAAAAUGCCAAGAGGCAGUUCUUUGAGUACUUGCAAGGUGAGGCGGAGUCCGGAUUAGAACGACUUCAUCAAUGUGCAGAAAAGGAGCUGCAGGUUUACCUAAAUGGCGAGGGGCCUUCUAAAGAUUUCAAUGAAUUUCGGACAAAGCUUGCUGGACUAACUAGUGUAACUCGCAACUACUUUGAGAAUCUGGUCCGAGCCCUAGAGAAUGGUUUAUCAGAUGUAGAUGCCCAUGGUGCCUCUAGCAGAACAGGAAGCUCAAGGAGCUUGGGAGGUGGGAGCAGUCGGGGGAGAGGUGGGAAGAGCAAGGGUUCAACAUCCAGAUCGAGCGGUCCCAGUAGAAAUACAGAUGAUUCAAGCUACUGGUCUUGUGAGCACUGCACCUUUGCAAAUGUCAAGUCGGCUACUAUUUGUCAGAUGUGCCAGCAACGUCGGUAGACCUCAUUUUCCACAUUGCUCGACCCACAUUUGAGAGGAACAUGUUAAUUUUGCCUCCUUUAGCUGUCUUGUUAGGGAAGACUUCUGCAACAUUACCUGGAUGGAGAGAUUUCCAGCAGUCUUUAUCUGAAACAAGAACUUUGAUGACGUUUCAAAACAGGAAUAAAUCGGAUAAGUAUGGAAAGGGAGAGGAGGAAACUGUUUUCAAGUGACAUGGUGGAAUCAGCUGUACAUAGUUCCUGCUGUCUGCAGCCAUCUUAACGUUAUAACAGUAUUCUGUAUCAGGUUCAAUUGCAAUUGUAUUAUCCUGUAACAUUAAGAUAAGUUCAUAUACAAGAUACAAAUAUAUUUGUAGUAUGCUUGAAUCUUUUGAGUGGAUUGUGGGGGGGAAUGAUGGGCUUCAUUCGUCCUAGCUAGAAUGUAAUAAAUAUGUCAGUGUUGUAUUAGACCAGAGAAAUGGCUAAAUGCCCUAGGAUGCACCAUGUAUUGUAGUUGUAUUUUGGAGGAUGUGAUAUGAAAGAAUGAUCCACCGAUCAUCUCAAAUG